Messenger RNA from Beta vulgaris subsp. vulgaris (sugar beet), 981 nucleotides. RefSeq names its product LOB domain-containing protein 22. The coding region runs from base 1 to 981 and encodes 326 amino acids. The transcript has 3 exons. The record is from RefSeq and is a predicted model, not a curated record. NCBI's taxonomy places the organism in Eukaryota, Viridiplantae, Streptophyta, Magnoliopsida, Caryophyllales, Amaranthaceae.
AUGAGCAACAGUUGUAUUACCAACAACACUAGCUCAAAUCAUAAUCAUAAUCAUAAUCAUCAUCAUCAUAGUAGUAGUAGAAUCAGCAAUGGUACUCAAGCAUGCGCUGCAUGCAAAUACCAACGUAGGAAAUGUGCAUCAGAUUGUGCUUUAGCUCCUUAUUUCCCUCAUGAUCGUCAACGACAGUUUCUUAACGCGCAUAAGCUUUUCGGCGUUAGCAAUAUCACCAAGAUCAUACGUAACCUUAGUCCUCCUGAUAAAGAUAUAGCUAUGCGUACAAUAAUAUAUCAAUCAGAUGCCCGUGCUAAAGAUCCUGUAGGCGGGUGUUAUAGAAUUAUUAGAGAAUUACAAUACCAAAUCGCGUAUUUUAAGGCUGAAUUAGACGUUGUAAUUCAACAACUCGAGCUUUGUAAAGCUCAAGUUUAUCAUCAACAACAACAACAACAACUAUAUCCAGGGAACAAUAAUAAUAAUAAUAAUGAGCAACAAUAUAUGAAUAUGAUGUUGCCUAUUUCUUCUUGUUCUGAACAAAAUAAUGGACAAUUAGAUCAGAAUGAUCAGUAUUCAUGGGUGGCUCCUGCAAAUGAAGAAGCUGUGUUAGCUUCGUCGAAUAGUAGCACGAGUCAUGGUGAAUGUUUCGUAAUCAAGAGUGAGUUUGUGGGUGAAUGUGAAGGUUUAGAAAUGAAGCCACAAAUUCAGAUUGGUGCAAGUAAUGGAGGUUCUUAUGAUAUUGAUGAGGAAAGAGAAUAUGGAAGCAAGUUUGAUGAUGAUUCUUCUACUCAUGUUGAUCUUUCUUGUUGUGAUCUUCAAGGGGAUGAACUUAAGUUUGUUCCUCAGCAAACCACACAACUCAGUGAAGAGGAGGUGGUGGCGCUGAAAGGGGAAAAAAUUGUAGUGGAUAAUCCAGAAGAAGAAUCCUUCCACCAUAUUUCUGAGCAUGAUCUAAGGAAUGCAGCUACCAUGUUCACCCUCACAAAUUGA